UUUAAUCUGCGUUUUAUUUUAAAUAACAAAGGUAAACAAACUGCAGUUAGAGCUACACAACACAUUAGUGUACACCGUACCGGUUAUAAUCCCCUUUGAGGCCCGAUCACGACAUGCUGUUUAAUCAUUUUCAAUCUGUUCUGGGUGAACAUUUAAAUCGUCCACGUCUCCAACUGUUCCGAACACAAAGGCGUGCCAUCCCUGCAGGCCCCGUACUGAAACAACCUCACGUCUUUAACACAAGCCCCAGCACCUUCUGGGUGCUACAACGCAUGAGUACUUUGUAGGACAGCUCUGCAACAGCGCCGACAGAAGUCUAGAAUUUGCGAGAGAGCCUCGGAGGGGAGGAAAGAGCGCGUUGUGGGUGUUGCUGUCAUAUCGUCACGUCCGGGGCAAUGAUAUGAGCUGUAGAGUAUAUGCAGCUUCUAGAAGCAAAUUCAUAACAUUCAGAAAAUAGAAGAAGCUCCUAUAUUUUCUCCUGUUUCGUCAACUCCCUUACAGCAAUUGUUGACCACGGCCUCAACUCGCUGUUGUGCCAGGAGGUGUUUGCAGUGAGAAUAGUGUGGGACUAACGUAGAAGACAAGACAGACAAAAUAUUCCCCAUGGUGGUGUAACACUGAACAGACACAUUUUCAGGAAACAGAUGUACAGUUUUCAGGUGCCUCGUUGACUGGUGGCUGAAUGAAAGAGGCAACUGACUUCAUUCUCAUACUGUCCAGUCAGUCAGUCUGACAACAUCAGAAAGACAACUGACCAGCCAGUUGUCUUUUGACAUGGCAUUUACAUCUUGUAAGUGAUGGCUUAACUACUGGUCUGCUUAGUUCCCGAAUGUCUCAACCAGUAAAUGUGACAGCGUGGGGUGCAGCUGGACACGAGAGUGUUAGAGCAGCACAGUCCCGCUGGUUGUUGAACGUAAACGCGGGAACUGGCCUGGAGGAGGCAGAGCGCCAUGCUGUGCUGGGGAAAUGCUUCUUUUGGCCAGCUGGGUUUGGGCGGGAUUGACGAAGAGAUUGUGGUGGAGCCGCGGAACUGUGAGUUCUUCAAUGGUAAGAAGGUCUGUGAUGUGGGGUGCGGACGCAGGCACACCGUGUUUGUGCUGGACGAUGGGGCCGUGUAUACCUGUGGCUGCAAUGACCUUGGACAGCUAGGACACGAAAAGUCCAGGAAGAAACCAGAGCAGGUUGGGGCCCUGGAUGCUCAGAACAUUGUGGCAGUUUCCUGCGGAGAGGCCCACACGCUUGCCUUGAACGACAAGGGCCAGGUAUUUGCUUGGGGCCUGGCUUCAGAUGGACAGCUGGGCCUGCCAGGAGCAGAAGAGUGCAUUCGGGUCCCCAGAAAUAUCAAGUGUUUAUCAGAAGUACAGAUAGUCCAGGUGACCUGUGGAUUCUGGCACUCCCUUGCACUGUCAAAAGGUAGCCAGAUCUUCUCCUGGGGACAGAAUAAAUAUGGCCAGCUGGGUCUGGGCAACGAUGCCAAAAGCCACUCAUCUCCUCAGCUUAUAUGCUCAUUACUGGGGCUCCCCUUUGCUCAGAUAUCUGCAGGGGGGGCCCACAGUUUUGCACUCACUCUCUCAGGAGCAGUGUUUGGAUGGGGACGCAACAAGUUUGGCCAAUUAGGACUAAAUGAUGAAAAUGACAAAUAUGUUCCUGUACUUCUUAAAUCUCUCCGAACACAAAAGAUUGUGUACAUCUGCUGUGGAGAGGAUCACACAGCUGCCCUCACAAAGGAGGGGGGUGUCUUUACAUUUGGAGCAGGAGGGUAUGGUCAGCUGGGUCACAAUACCACCAAUCAUGAAAUAAAUCCCAGAAAAGUCUUUGAGUUAAUGGGGAAUGUAGUGACACAGAUUGCAUGUGGCAGGCAACACACUUUAGCUUUCGUCCCUUCUUCAGGAAAGAUUGACUCUUUUGGUCUUGGAGGAAAUGGCCAACUGGGAACCCGCUCAACAUCUAACAGGAAAAGCCCCGCACCUGUGAAGGGCAGCUGGAUCCCUUAUAAUGGACCAUGUCCUCCAGAUACAAAUGUUGAAGAAUGCUGUUGCAUGAAGAGAGUGUAUGCUGGUGGAGACCAGAGUUUUGCACAUUAUUAUACUCCUCAGAAUGCCAUGCCUGCAGAUGAUGUCCGAGUCCCAGACCCUCGCAGGCAAAUCUUUACCUUAAAUGCUGACCUCAUUCAGAGGUGGCUUAACCACGCACAAGGAAGACUUCCUCCUGAGAUAGUCAAUGAGAUUGAUUUAGUGUUUUCCUCUGCAGGCUGUCUUAAUGGAAGCUUCUUAUCUGUAAGCAAUCCAGAUCACUACAAAACCAGCAGUAAAUUCUCAGGGGUGGAUAUGAACACAGCACGUCUUUUAUUUCACCGACUGAUCCAGACUGAUAACCCACAAAUCAAGCAGCAGGUUGCUGCCAGCUUGGAAAAGAACCUGAUUCCUAAACUUACCAACUCUCCUCCAGAUGUUGAAGCUCUGCGACUGUACCUCACGUUGCCCGAGUGCCCAAUUUUUAGUGACCCAAACAACUUCAUCACUCUCUCUAUUCCGUUUGGCAGAGCUGUUGUCACUCUGAAGGAAGCGCCACUGAAAGUACUUGAAAACUGGUGGUCGAAGUUUGAGCCUCCAGUCUUCCAAAGGUUAGUUGAGCUCUACAAGGAUGUAGUGGUGAGCCUACUGAAGAUGCAGAAGAUUGGAAUCCCACUCCCUGAACGGGGAAUAUUCAAUUCCUUCCUGCAUAUUGCUCUGAAAUUUCUGGAGACUCUCCACAGAGUUAAUGAGAAAGCUGCUCAAAUUAUACAGUAUGACAAGUUCUAUAUCCAUGAGUUAGAGUCCCUCAUCGAUAUUAAGAAUGACUACAUCACCUGGAUCCAACAACAGAUGUAUGGGAUGGACCUCAACCGUGGAUUAGAGAUGCCAGACAUUCCAGUCACCAUUUGUACAUACCCUUUUGUAUUUGAUGCCCCAGCGAAGACAACAUUGCUGCAGACAGAUGCAGUGUUACAGAUGCAGAUGGCAGUAGAUCAAGCCCAGAGGCAGAACUUCUCCUCAUUGUUCCUGCCGGUGGUAGAAUCUGUGAACCCCUGUCUGAUACUCAUCGUUAGAAGGGAGAACAUUGUUGGAGACACCAUGGAAGUGCUGAGGAAAUCUAAGAAUGUGGACUACAAAAAGCCUUUAAAGGUGAUUUUUGUUGGAGAAGAGGCAGUAGAUGCAGGAGGUGUUCGUAAGGAGUUCUUUUUGCUGAUAAUGAGAGAGUUGCUGGACCCCAAGUAUGGAAUGUUUAGAUAUUACGAAGAGUCCAGGCUUAUCUGGUUUUCAGACAAGACCUUUGAAGAAAUCGAUUUGUUCUAUCUAAUUGGAGCAAUCUGUGGUCUGGCAAUCUAUAACCUAACGAUCAUUGAGCUGCAGUUCCCCCUGGCCCUUUAUAAAAAGCUGCUUAAAAAGACCGCAACACUAGAUGACCUGAAGGAGCUGAUGCCUGAUGUUGGGAGGAAUUUGCAGGAAUUACUGGAUUACACAGAAGAUGAUCUGGAUGAAGUCUUUUGUUUAAAUUUUACGAUCACAAUGGACAACUAUGGUGUAACAGAAGUCAAGGAACUUGUUCCAAAUGGUGCAGAAAUCUGUGUUAAUAAAUCAAACAGGCAGGAGUUUGUGAAUGCCUAUGUUGACUACAUCUUUAAUAAGUCUGUGGCUCCAUUAUUCGAUGCCUUCUAUGUGGGAUUCCAUAAAGUAUGCGGUGGUAAAGUUCUGCAGCUAUUCCAGCCAAAUGAGCUUCAGGCAAUGGUCAUUGGAAACACUAAUUAUGACUGGAAGGAACUGGAGAAGGCCACAGAAUAUAAAGGAGAGUAUUGGGCUGAGCACCCCACAAUAAAGCUCUUCUGGGAAAUAUUCCAUGAGCUGCCACUAGAGAAGAAGAAGCAGUUUCUAUUGUUUCUGACUGGAAGUGACCGCAUUCCCAUAAUGGGGAUGAAGAGCCUCAAACUUGUGAUCCAGCCCACAGGAGGAGGAGACCAUUACCUUCCAGUGGCUCACACUUGCUUCAACCUGCUUGACCUGCCCAAGUACACUGAUCGAGAGACACUACAGAGCAAGCUCAUUCAAGCCAUCGACCACUAUGAGGGCUUCAACUUAGUGUAAGAUUGGAGAACAUCUCAUGCAGAAACAAAACAAUAUUUCAGUUUGGGACACACAUUUUUCCCUGGAGUUUUUAGACGAAAAAACGAAAAGGCCUAGAUGGCACUUAAAAAAAACUGUUUCAAUAGAUUGUGAGAAGAAAAACUGUUAAAAAGAUCAGAUGCCUUAAGGUCAAGUGGACUAUCUGAAGCAAAAUCCAUGGAGGGUUUCUGUCUACACCUCGGAGACCAGUUGUUCAAGUCGAUUCUACAAGCAUUAUUAUUGUGGAUUUCUCCUCUUAAAGACACAGGAAGGUCCUUUUCUUUCUAGCUGGAAUAAACACUGCUUUGGUAUAGUGUCAAUGUGUCGUUUUCUCCCUUUAGCCUUUUUUUCUUCUGCAUUUAAACAAAUUCAGCAUUUAUUUAAACAGUGCCUAGUUACAUUUCUGCACUGAUCUUCCUGGACGUAUUGCUGUAAUGAAUGUAAUAGCUUAUUUUUGUGUGUAACUUUUUACAGACUUGUACAGGACCAUGUACACUGUUCUGGAAAAAAAUUUUGAGCCAACGUUGAGUACAAUUCAAAUGGAAGUUUCCUUUUUGGGGUCGCUAUUAAAAUGUUAGACGUGUUGGAGUGUGUGAA
This is a messenger RNA of Lepisosteus oculatus (spotted gar), 4736 nucleotides long. The record is from RefSeq and is a predicted model, not a curated record. Lineage: Eukaryota; Metazoa; Chordata; Actinopteri; Semionotiformes; Lepisosteidae.